This is a messenger RNA of Scylla paramamosain (green mud crab), 7299 nucleotides long. RefSeq names its product glutamate receptor 4-like. The record is from RefSeq and is a predicted model, not a curated record. The transcript has 8 exons. Gene Ontology annotation, cellular component: membrane. Bases 1 to 435 code for a protein of 144 amino acids. Gene Ontology annotation, molecular function: ligand-gated monoatomic ion channel activity. NCBI's taxonomy places the organism in Eukaryota, Metazoa, Arthropoda, Malacostraca, Decapoda, Portunidae.
AUGCUUGCCUACACAACCCCAACGGACACAGCUCUGUACCGGCGCAUCCCGGCUAACACGACAGGCCUCGCCAGCAUCCUCUUCUUCAUCGAGCGACUCCAGAGGUGCUACAUACCCACGGGGGAGAAGCCUGUUAGCAUGGGAGUUGCUGCUGGCUGGUACAUGUUGUCAGCUCUCCUACAACAAGGCUCCAACACCUACCCAAUCAGCACUGCAGCACGGGUAAUCUACUGGGUUGGCUACAGUGUGUCCCUCAUUGUGUACACAUCAUACUCUGCCACACUGGUCUCACAUCUUGCUGUGGAGCAGCCUGCACCUCUGCCAUUCAGCAACCUGCGGGACCUGUCUAGGCAGUCAGGCUGGGAUGCUGGAUGCAACAACAAUGACCUCUUCCAAGUGACAGCCUCGGUGGGUCCUUGGCUUCUUGCUGUGUGAACUGAUAUACCAUCCAGUGGUUGAGAGUUGAGGAGAGAGAGAGAGAGAGAGAGAGAGAGAGAGAGAGAGAGAGAGAGAGAGAGAGAGAGAGAGAGAGAGAGAGAGGAGAGAGAGAGAGAGAGAGAGAGAGAGAGAGAGAGAGAGAGAGAGAGAGAGAGAGAGAGAGAGAGAGAGAGAGAGAGAGAGAGAGAGAGAGAGAGAGAGAGAGAGAGAGAGAGAGAGAGAGAGAGAGAGAGAGAGAGAGAGAGAGAGAGAGAGAAUUUUGUUCAGUGCCAGAUUUAGGAGUCCACAAAAAGACCAGCUGCCCAGGAGCCUCCACAAUCUGGGGUCUCCACAAUCUGAGGAGUCUCCCACAUAAAUAUUCUGUAAGUGAAAGAAACUUAAAUUAAUCAAACACUAGUUUUCUAUGAACUAAAUAUUUUUUUUAUUACUAUCAAAAUAACCACUUGUUUCAUUUACACUAAAUAAAUAUGUUCCUUUCACUAUAAUAUAUUAUAUGUAUUAAAAACUGCAUGGAAUACAGAUACAAAAAUAUUAAUAUAAAUAUUUCAGGUAGAUGGCCUCCACACUCAGGCUGCUCACAGGCCUCCACAGACACAAAUCCAGCCCUUGAUUUGUAAAUUAAUUAUUUUAUUUAAUUAUUUAUUUUUCCUUUGUAAGAGGAGCACUGCCUUAGGGAGGGAGAGAGAGAAAGAGAAUAAUAAAAAAAAAAAAAAAAAAAAAAAAAACCGAUGCCAUUUCUUUAAGAAAUGGCAUCUGUAAUAAUAAUCUGUUAUAUGCCAUAAUAAAUUAUGGCAUAUAACAUAAAAUGUUAUAUGCCAUUUGAUAACAGUUUUCUAUAGAUCUAAGUGUAACUCAGUAAGUUUGUAACACAAUCUCCCUUUCCUAAAUCCAAAUUGCUUUAUUAUCACUGGGAGAGGCUGGGAUGGACUGGGAGAGGCUGGAAUGCACUGAGAGAGGCUGGGAUGGACUGGGAGAAGCUAGGAUGCACUGGGAGAGGCUGGGAUGGACUGGGAGAGGCUGGAAUGCACUGAGAGAGGCUGGGAUGGACUGGGAGAGGCUGAAAUGCACUGGGAGAGGCUGGGAUGGACUGGGAGAGGCUGGGAUGGACUGGGAGAGUCUAGGAUGCACUGGGAGAGGCUGGGAUGGACUGGGAGAGGCUGGGAUGGACUGGGAGAGGCUGGAAUGCACUGAGAGAGGCUGGGAUGGACUGGGAGAGGCUGGGAUGGACUGGGAGAGGCUGGAAUGCACUGAGAGAGGCUGGGAUGGACUGGGAGAGGCUAGGAUACACUGGGAGAGGCUGGGAUGAAAAGGCUGGGGCUGGGGCUGAGGCUGGGGGAAAAGGUCAAGAAUGUUGGGUGUAUCUCCAAGACAGUCAGGAAUACGAGUAGGGUGUUGCACCAAUUGCUCUAGGUCAUGGAGGAUAGCAAAGUUGUAGGCUAGUUCACCAGGAUGGUCAGUGAAGGGAGAGGAAAGCCAAAGCUGGUGGUGAACAUUGAAGUCUCCAAGAAUGGAGAUCUCUGCAAAAGGGAAGAGGGUCAGAAUGUGCUCCACUUUGGAAGUUAAGUAGUUAAAGAAUUUCUUAUAAUCAGAGGAGUUAGGUGAGAGGUAUACAGCACAGAUAAAUUUAGUAUGAGAGUGACUCUGUAGUCGUAGCCAGAUGGUGGAAAACUCAGAAGAUUCAAGAGCGUGGGCACGAGAGCAGGUUAAAUCAUUGUGCACAUAAAUGCAGCAUCCAGCUUUGGACUGAAAAUGAGGAUAGAGAAAGUAAGAGGGAACAGAAAAGGAGCUACUGUCAGUUGCCUCAGACACCUGAGUUUCAGUGAGGAAAAGAAGAUGAGGUUUAGAAGAGGAGAGGUGGUGUUCUACAGAUUGAAAAUUAGAUCUUUGACUGCGAAUGUUGCAGAAGUUAAUGAAGAAAAAGUUGAGGGGGGUGUCAAGACACUUAGGGUCUUUGACAGAAAGGCAGUCUGACCUGGGGACAUUUAUGGUCCCCUCCCCAGAUGGGGACUACGAGGCUGGUGUAGGAGUCGCCACGAUGAUUUUAAAAUUUUUGAGUGAAGGGUGUGUGUGUUAUUAGGUGCUUGUAGUUUUGUGUGGAGGAAGAGAGUUGUCUUUAGAGGGCAGGCUAUGACUGCCCCCUUGUGUUGUGAGACACAAAGGGAAACGUUCAGCGAGGUCACAGCUGGGUUUAAUGAUAAGUUCACAGCACCCCCUGAACAGUGCUUUAGACCUCACUGGUAGUAAUUAUCAUUUAGGCAGAUGUCUACUGCCUCCUCAUAUAUAUAUAUAUAUAUAUAUAUAUAUAUAUAUAUAUAUAUAUAUAUAUAUAUAUAUAUAUAUAUAUACCCAGCCAACAUUGGAUAAUGGGAGGCAUGUGGGUGUUUUGUGGGCUACUUUAUGGGUCCCAUGUGGGCUACCCACAUUACUGUAAAACACAGGUUGUUCUUGGAGAUUUAAACUUUUUGUAUUUAUAAAUAUUGAUUCACAUGACAGUAAAGAUUCAUUUUACUAACAUGCCAGUUUCUCUUAAACCAAGCAAUUUACGUGUAAUCUUAUCUUACAAAUGGCUUGAGGCAUUCUCUAACCCUCUUGGAAAGUCGACAGAUAUAAGUAAUACUGCUAAUUUUCAUUGAAAUAUUAAAAGAAAAUUAAAUAAAUAAAUAAAUAAAUAAAUAAAAUAAAUAAAUAAAUAAAUAAAUAAAAAUCUUUUGGUUCAGUGAUGUUCCUCAUUUUUUGUCCAAGGUUCUAACCAUACCUAAACUAACUUAACCACACCAAAACUAACCUAACCAUACCUGCUGUAACCAAACCAUACCUAAACUAACUUGACCACACCAAAACUAACCUAACCAUACCUGCUGUAAUCUAACCAUACCUAAACUAACUUAACCACAUCCAAACCUAACCACACCCAAACUAACCUAACUGUACUUGGUGUAAUCUAACCAUACCCAAAACUAACCUAACUACACCCAACCAUAUCAAACCUAACCUAACCAUACCUAAACUCAAGGCAAGGUAUGGCGUGUCUAGCCAGUGGUAGCCAUAAUUAUUUCCUAUUUUCAUCAAUAAGAAAAGGCAUUGAAUUCAAUUUUAAAAAAACGUUUCAAUUAUUGUUAAAGGUUUGUAGAAAAGAAUAUAUCAAGAGCUAGUGUUAUUUCAUAAGAUAGGUAAUGAAAUACUGGCACAUUAAUAAAAGUGAUAUCAAGCCUCAAUAUACUGACAUACGGUAAUAACAGUGUAGUACCAUCACAAUCACCAGCACCACCACCUUACCAUUUAUAUCACUAGACAACCACCUCUACACCGUACGUAAUGUACUUUCCACAUAUAAUGCAUACCUUUGGGCAAAUUGGUGUCAGCGGAGCAUUGAAUGAAUGCCUCUUGGCACUUGCUGGGAGACUGGAUGCCUUGGUAAUCUGCAGGGAUCACCACUUUUUAACACAGGCUAACUUCUUACUUUACACGUUAUGGAAGGCAUCAAGUAUGGCUUCAAGCAUUUUAAAGUAUUCACAACAUUGUCGAGUGCAAUUUAAGAUACCUUACUUCUGAACUGGUGUGAACCGCCAACGUACUGUUUACAGCACCCGCUGGGUUAAAACGUAUGUUCACUUUUUAAAUCUCUGGAUUAAAGUAUAUUGCAUUUUCAAGUUCAAAAAUUAAAAAUAUUAUUGCAUAAAAAUAAUGCACUUUUUUUCUCUUUCCACAAGUUACCUCCAACAGAUUAUUAAAGGUAGGUGGAAAAUUUAUUUAGAGCAUGAUGAACCCAGCCGUUAGCAGGAAGGCGGCACAACAACGUCAGCGGCGCACCUACAGAGUGAGAAGAGAUAUUUUCGCUGAGUACGACGAUGCUGAGUUACUGAAAAGAUUCAGAUUGGACCGUGCUGGUAUUGUUGCAGUGACUGAUAUAGUGAGAGACAAGCUGCAAAGUAAAACUGAAAGAAAUAGAGCCUUGACCCCUGAGAUGGUGGCCAUCACAUUACGAUAUUUAGCCACAGGAAAAAUGCAACAGUGCAGUUGUGAUGAUUUUGGAACAACGCAGCCCACUAUCAGCCGUGCAAUAUCACAGACAAUUGAUGCACUGGCUGACCCAGAAGUAAUCUGCCAGUUCGUGGCUUUCCCUCACACCCAGCGUGAAGUGCAGCAAAAACAGGCAGAGUUCAUGCAAGUAACUCAGUUUCCCGGUGUUGUGGGAGUGAUUGAUGGCACUCAUAUAAGAAUUGUGUCUCCUCAUGUCGAUGAACAUGUAUAUGUGAACAGGAAACGCUAUCACAGCAUAAAUGUGCAAGUAGUAUUUGAUGCUCACUAUAAGAUUCUUGACAUUGUGGCAAGGUGGCCUGGCUCAGUCAACGAUGCAAGAAUACUAGAUAAGUCAGCACUCAAACUGAUGUUUGAGGAACAACAUGUACCUGCAGGAUGCUAUACCUUCCCGGGGACAGUGGCUAUCCCUGUAAGCAGUGGCUCCUCACUCCUUACCUUCGCCCUCAAACUGUUGCACAAGCUAAUUAUAACAGUUCCAGUACCUUACGAUGCAGCCGAGGGGACUGACGCCACCACCACCACUGCCACCACCGCCACAACAAGGGUUAUUCAAAUGGGGAACAUGCUUCAGGUGUUGCCCCAAGAUGCCUCAGCCCCGCAGCCCCACUUCCCCAUGAUAGUGCAGGCAGGGAAUGUCAUACAGGUUGUUCCAGCUGACAACACGCAGGUAUUAGGGGCAGAAGUCGUUGGAGUUGGUCGGGUCAUGCAAGUGGUCGGAGUCCCAGGCUUUCCCCCGACCCCAGCCCCAGACCCCUGCCCCAGCCACCCCUCUCCCUGUGACCCCUGCCCAGUCAUCCCUCACCCCCUCCUGCCCCCAUGCGGUGCUGCCAGCGGGGGUGAUGGGAGGUGGAGGUGGGCCACACACACCUGGGUUAGCUGUGGCUUGGCUUAUCUCCCUCCUCAGCAGCAAAUCCCGAGGAUCAACGAGGACAUGGUGGACCCAGAGAUUGCAGCAGCAGCGAGAGAGAGAGAGAGAAGCAAGAGAGGAGGGAGAGGAAGGAGAGGAGGAGGAGAGAGAGGGAGGCCAGGAGGGAGGCACGUCAGAGAGAGAGGGAGAGGAAGAGGUUGAUUCUGUUACAACAACAACUGCAACAACAACAACAGUUAGUCAGUGAGGAGGGGGAGGGGCCGUCCUCUGAUGCUGAGGAUGAGGUAUUGUUCAGGGAGGCCAUGUCGGAGGUGCCGGUGGUGGGGUCGCCAGUUCCGGAGUACGAGGUGGAGGAGGAAAAGGAAGAGGAGGACGAGGAGGAGGCACGGAUAAGGAAGAAGAAAAGAUUAUUACCUGUAGCCCUCCCUCCAGCUGAUAAGGGGAUAUUAAGGAGCCCUUCCUACAGGUUCGUUCGAUGCAAGGAGUUGGCACAGGAGGCGUCCGAGGCUGUGUAGAGCGGCCGUCUGAACCUGGUGCCACAGCUUACUAUGUUCAACAGAAACUUGGACAGUGACAACAAGAACAUCUUCACAAAUACAAGCAGCAGAAAUGAGAGUUCUGAGAAUGAUCCGAGGUGUGACCAGACUUGAUAGAAUUAGAAAUGAAGAAACCAGAGAGAGAUUAGGGAUAACAUCUGUACUGAAGAUAAUUGAAAAGAACAAAUUGAGAUGGUAUGGACAUGCCCAAAGAAUGGAAGAUACAAGAUAGGCAAGGAAGUUUCUGGAAUGGGUUCCUCUAGGCAGGAGGCCGGUGGGACGACCUAGGAAGCGAUGGAUGCAGGGAGUUGAAGAAGCUACUGAACGAAGAGGAAGAAAUCUACAAGAAAUAACCAGAGAUGAGGAUUUCAUGGAUAGAGACCUUUGGAGAAGAUUUGUAGAGGCCGGACACUGACAGGCAUUGCCUACCUUGCGUCUGCUGAGAAAGUAACUGUAGGAAGAAUGCAGGAAAUGGAGGAGGAGGAGGAGGAGGAGGAGAAAAUGAGUAGAAAACAAGAAAAUUAGAAUAAGCAGAUGGAAUAAAGAGGAAGAAGAAGAAGAAAAGGAGGAAGAAGAAGAGAAGGAGGAAGAGGAGGAAGAAAAGGAGGAGGAGGAGGAAGAAGAAGAAAAAUAAUCACAUUAAGCUGGAGAGGAAAGCAAGAAUAAGCAGGAAGGAGGAGGAGGAGGAGGAGGAGGAGGAGGAGGAGGAGCAGCAGGAGGAGGAAGAGGAGGAGGAGGAGGAAGGCUAAGCAGGAGAUACCCUCCCUUGCUCUAGUUCAGCAGGAGGCAUGGCCGGAGGAGGAGGAGGAGGAGGAGGAACAGCUUUUUUGGGAGUUCUUAAAGAUCGCGUACCUUGAGGCUGCUCCUCCUCCUCCUCCUCCUCCUCCUCCUCCUCCUCCUCCUCCUCCUCCUCCUCCUCCUCCUCCUCCUCCUCCUCUCUCUCUCUCUCUCUCUCUCUCUCUCUCUCUCUCUCUCUCUCUCUCUCUCUCUCUCUCUCUCUCUCUCUCUCUCUCUCUCUCUCUCUCUCUCUCUCUCUCUCUCUCUCUCUCUCUCUCUCUCUCUCUCUCUCUCUCUCUCUCUCUCUCUCUCUCUCUCUCUCUCUCUCUCUCUCUCUCUCUCUCUCUCUCUCUACAGCCUACAGACUCACUAUUUGCUUAACCACACCUCUUGCCUGAAACAAAUGAAAAACUUUUAUCCUUCUCCAAUCACAUUUCAAUUUUGUACUUAGUCACAAUCACACAGUAUAUGUUGUUAAUUUCAACUUUACAACAAGGUGACAACAUUUCAUCUAUUUAUACAUACUUUUUAUUAUUAAAGCUUAUCUUAUAAUUAUUUCUGAAGAGAUUGACUAAUUUUUGUAGUAUUUAUGACUUAGAACUAUGAUAAAGCUAUGAAUUGAUAUAAUUCCUGAUUUGU